Messenger RNA from Drosophila albomicans, 5796 nucleotides. Its product is annotated as protein FAM13A. NCBI's taxonomy places the organism in Eukaryota, Metazoa, Arthropoda, Insecta, Diptera, Drosophilidae. The coding region runs from base 2976 to 5435 and encodes 819 amino acids. The record is from RefSeq and is a predicted model, not a curated record. The transcript is spliced from 4 exons.
UUCUCGUACGGCGUGGUUCACAUUUUCUAUUGGUAAAGUUCGCGGAUUUCGCGCUUCACAACAACGACAACAGAGCGACAGCAACAACAAAUUUUCAAUUUAGUGAUGGAAAUGGAAAAGCGAAUUAUCAAAAUGGAUUAUAUCAACAAAAAUGAACGACGCAUGAAAAUGCACAAUCAUUAGCAGCGUAAUUAGGAUUGCAUUAAUAAAUAAGAAUUACGCGCACAGCUUUUUUUUUAAGCAAAAUCCAAAAAAGCCGAAAAGCAAAAGUAAAAGCACAGUUAACUCUUUGGCAACGCGAUAACUCUUCGUUUUGCUCUAAAUCGAACGGAAGAGAGUGGUGGAAGAGAGCGCGCGAGCGCACAUUGCUUUUUGUUUACACGCCCAUUUGUGUAAAACUAAGGCAACGAUUGCAACGAACGCCAAGCAAAUGAAUCAAUGUUUAUAUUCAUUGAACAGUAAAUCAAUUUGGCAAUUAACUAAACAAAUUUGAAGAACCGCACAAACUGAUAAUUAUUGUAGCGGCAUUGCAACGUCAAGCAAACAACAAAUCACGCAAAAGCAAAGAGUUUUUGCGCAAAAGCAAAGAGAGCGAAUGCAUUGAGUGAGAUAGAGAGAGAGAGAAUCAGAGAGUAAAUACACAUAAAGAAGACGAACUCGCUCACUACUCGAAAGUACGAGUACGAGUGCGAGUACAAAAGCAACAAACACACAAGCGAACUCAGCAAAUUUCGUUGAGUGCUCCAAAGUCUCGUGCUGGCGUUGAUGUUGCGUUUGCCUCCCAGAUAGAAAUUGAGUCUCUCGCGUGACACAACGUGCGUCCAAACGAGCGGAAAGUUUUGUUUGUCCAGUGUGACUGUGUGCGUUGUAUAUGUGUGUGAAGAAGUUGGCUCUGUUUUUCUUUCUUUGCUUUUUGUUACUCAUUCGUUUGAGUAGCAGCUGCUCUUGUGCCGCCCCCACCAUCGACAUCGACCCCAUCAAAGCGGCAGUCGGUCAUUGAAGUGCCACCAUAACGGCAACGCAGGAAUAAAAAUAGAAGUUCAAAUAAAUAUAGCGAAAAAUUUGCAAUGCAAAUGUGUUUCAAAUAAUCGUCUAAGCGUAGCCAAGGCAAAUAAACAUACAUAAAGUAUAACAAGUAAAUGUGUUGAAAUCGCAACGUGCGUGCAUAGCAAAAAAAACAUACUAACGACUUAAGCGAGUGCAAAAUAUCGAUUUUUUGUUAGCAGUAGCAGCGCACGUCGAUGACCUCGACGACAACUACAACUAUAACAACAGCAGUAUAACUGUAUAAAGCAAAAGCUGAACUAGCAACAGGGAGAGGCUAAGAAACGCUUUUGCCCAAAUCGAAUUGAGCCACGUUUUACAUAAUUGCUCAAGCGCAUAAAACAAACACAAACGCCGAAACAACAAACGCAAACGUAAGAGCAAAAGCAAACGCAGAAGCAAAGCCAAACGCAAAAGCAAAGUCAAAAGAAGUAAAAACAGAAAUUAUAACGGCGUCCGUCAACCGAGGGCAAGUGGAAAACCUUUUUGUUGGUUUUGCUGCUGCUGCCGCCGCAGGCAGAAGAAGGCGCAUAAGUAGCACGACGCUGCCAGAGAGCGGCCAAAGAAGUAGCUGCAGUCGAAAAUCACAGAGACACAUGCUUAGAUAUCGGCUCGUAUCCACACACUUCCUAAAGCAACCGUAGUCAGCCCACGCCAGCCAAAAACGCAACUGGGGCGCUACAGUGGGAGAACGUCAAGGAGAGACCGAGAGAGAGUGAGCUAGCGAACGAGAGCGCACCAUUUACUACAAAAGUUAGAGCGAACGCAAUUGCAGCAAGUGCAGUACGACGGUACGUGUGUGAGCGAAAGGGACAGCGUGUGAACAAGAGAGAAAUUGACUGUGACGUGUAACGUCAACGACGAAGACCGAACGAACACCGAUCGCAGGAUAUACGAAGACACGAAUACACAAAAAAUUCACGAAUUCACGAAUCAAAGCAUCAGGUGUAAGUAGUGCGUCAGGUGUGUCGACUCGGCUCAUUAACGUAACGAACGUUGCAGCGCGUGGAGCUGCAACAAAGUCGCUGAGCUACGACCGUUGGCACAACAUCAUUGUGUGGGUCAGUUAAGGAGGUGAAUUAAUUAAGAGAGAGUGCAGAUCGAGAUCACAGAUCGCUUGAACCGCAGCAGUUGCAUCAGUUUGCAGCAGAGCGGCAUACAAUUCACAUCAAAAGGGCAAUAUAAUUCAGUCACAACGUAUUCGCUAGGAGUUCUACGCCUACUCGGUUUGAGCUGUUUUCAAUUAAAUAGCGAAAAUGUGCAGAGAUCGCGAUAUGAGUUUGUCAUAGAUCAGCGCAAUCGACAGUAUAAGGUUAAGAAAAAAAUCAAACUGAUGUUGUACUGAAUGUCGAACAACCUUCAACAGUCGUCACCAGUCACAAGGGAACGUUGUGUGGGCGUUUAUUGACAGAGCCUUGGACCAAGCAACAACGACAUUUGCAACAACAGCCACAACAAUAACAACAAAUAGGACGUCUACUUACGAUCCAAGCUAAUAUACCAAAGUUAACAAAUUAAGCCUCCAUCAGCCAUCACUUAGCCAAUUUUAAUUAAACAGCAAACAAAAUAUAGCAACAAAUAAACAACAACAAAUUUCCAGGAUUCCCGAAUAUCCGUUCAUGUGCAGAAGCGUGAAAUGUGACUAUUUUCAAUAACUCGUUAGCAAGACCAACACACAAAAUACUCGCGUCAUUUGUCCCCCUCAUCAAAGAAUAAAUACGUAUAUCGAGGGGGUCACCAAGCGGUUUCGAUUUUCGGGUCUACGACCAACGCUGACAAGUUCAAAACGUUGAGGCGUCGAAUAUCUUUAUCAUUUGUGCUUUGUGUUAACCAAGAACGUCGUGCAGCUGGCGAACGUACGUGGAAAAAUCAGCAAAAUUGAAGACUUUGCGAGAAAUCUUUGGAAGUCCGUUAAGGCUUGCAUUUGCGGCAUGCGCCAUCCCACAACUGGCCUUAACGAAGACGACCUAAGUCGUCUCACAGGUUCAUCCUCCUCAUCGACCGCGUCUUGCGGCAGCGCUGCCUCAUCAUCGUCAUCAUCCUCGGCAGCGGCAACGCAACGACAACAGGACCCGUGUGAUGUCGUCCAGCUGUCGUCGCAUCAAACGGAUCAGCAGACAUCGCCCCGCUUCAAUUCCACAUAUCUACCCGAAAUCAUAAACCCCUUGGAAUGGCAAAAGUCGCGCAAGCGCAAAGAGCGACUCGACAGCUGCUCGGCCACCAGUCAGGAUCGCAAGCUACAGCGCAGCAACAGCGAGGAGCUGCUCACCGAACCGGAAGCACCCCUCAAUCCGGCAAAUCCCACACAGACGCAUUGCCGUCAAACCCACUGCGAAGUCAUUCGUCGCGUCUCCUCCGAGGAUUUUAAACGCACCGCAAGCUAUGCCAGCUACUGUCAGGAGAUUGAGCGUGAUUCUGGCGUCGAUUUGCCACCCGACAGCAGCGAGCAGCAGGAGAACAAUGCUGCGCUCGCCAAUCUGCCGCAAAGUGUCAAUAUCGAGGCCACCAAAGAUCGUGCGCGUCUCGACACAAGUCCAGCUCGAUCACAGCAACAUUCGCCGGUGCGCAAUGGACGCCAGCAGCAAAUGCAGCGUGAGGCGAGCGAUGACAGCGAGUGUGAGCAUGAGCGUCGUCGGAGCAGCGAACGCUUCUGCAAAUCCCGCCAGCCGCCGGUGCGCAAAUCUGGUGUCAGCAAGAAGCCAAGCGCAGGUGGCAAGUAUUUGCCAUCGCGGCGUGAUGAGCAAAGUGCUUAUAAAUAUGAUUUGUCAGCGCUUAAAUACGAGCGACGUGGCUUCAUAAGCAGCAAGAAGCAACAACAGCAGCAACAACAACAGACGACAGUAGCAACUCUUGCCGAUCACAACGACAACAAUCUGAUUGACUUCCAUCAGCAGCAGCAGCAGCAGCAGCUUCAACAGCAGCAGCAGCAGACAAAGCGCAGCGCCAGCAUCUCGCCCACUCCGACCACCAGCAGCUCGUGCAGUUCAGCGGGCAGCGAUGACAGCACUCCGAAUGCCACCUCGGCCCCCAUCAAAGCCAAGCCGCCGCAACGCCAGCAACAGACCCUGAACCUGACCUCUGCGCAGGAGUCGUUGCCUUGGGUGCGUGGCGAUGAGCCAGCGCCCAUGUUGAGUCGUCGCUAUGCGCACUCGCGUCAUCAUGCCGGCGGCAACAUCGAUGCGGCUGCCAAGUUGGCCAAAGUCAUGCCAUAUCCACAACAACAGCCGAAGCAGGCGGCAAGCGUGCAGCUGCUCAGCGAGGACAUGGAUUGCUUGGAGCCGAUGGAUGCGGUGCGUGCGUUCAGCUCGUUGGAGAAUAUGCGCACACGCGAUGUGAUGCAGCAGGUGGUGCCCGCGAUGAUGGCAUUCCAGACGCCCGAGGAGCGAGUCAAGGCCAUCAAUCGUCGCGUGACGGCGUUGAAAAAGAAGUUGGUGCAGCUGGAGGAUUCGCUGGAGCAACGUUUGGGCUAUCGGCCAUCGCAGGCGGAGCGUCUCAAUGACAAGUACAUGAAGAACGCGCUCGCCGAACUGAGCAAGUUGCGCAAGGAGCGACACGAGCUUAAGACUGAUCCCAUUGCCGCGCUCGGCCUCAAAGUGGGCGCCAAUGUUGGUGGCCAGGGCAGCGGGAUUGCUGCCUCCCAUCAGGAUGCGGCCAAGAAGUUGGAGCGCAUGAAGAACACACUUUGCGAAAUCGAACAGAAUCUCAGCGAGAAGCGAACGCAGUGUCGUCGGCCACAGCAGCUGGAGGAGCUGACAUCCGAUCAACUGGUGCAGGAGAAGACAGCCGUACAGCAUGGACUGCUCUAUUUUGAGAGCCUCUAUGGCCAUCCGAUUACCAAGGAGGAGCGCGAUGCAGCGCGAUCGCUGUACGAUCGGUAUCGGCAGCUGAAGCGUUUGGUGUCGCGCAGCAUCAUGUUUGGUGGCGGCAGCGGAGUGCCAGAGCUGCCCACCAUAUUGGAGCACGAGGCUAUGGUCUUUGAGGCAACAUCAACACCGCUGCAGUAUUCAUCGAACAACAGCACUGAGACAACAAAUUCACCCAGCGACUCAAUGGCGCCAAAUAGUACAUUAAACACCCAGAAUGCUUCCUCCGAUGAGUCGACCACCACAACAACAACCACAACCACCGCCACCGAGCACACUCAGGCGGAGAACAUUGCAGCGCUCAGUCUGGAUCAGCUGUGGGAGCAGCUGGAGCGUGUACGAGAUGAGAAGACUUUGCUCAAGGCAACCAUACGCGAGUAUGAGUCCAUAUUCGAAGAGCAGAAUGGUCGCAAAAUGCUAAAACCCGAUCGCAAAUCCCUCGAAACUGAAACCUAUGCGCAGUACAAGGAGAAGAAGGCCAAGGUGCGUCUGCUGCAGGCGCUGAUCAAGAAACACAUUGGACACUAGAUAUAGCGCCCAUACAUCGGAAUUCCCCUCCCCCUCCCAUACACAAAUUAUUAUUCAUUAUUCAUUCUAAACUUAUUUAUUUCAUCAUAGAAUCCAAACAAAUCCGUUUUGAUUACCUACAAACGAAACAAAAUACACAAAAAAUAUAUACAUACAUUAAUAUAUAAUACACACACAAAAAAAAGAACAUACAUAUAUGUAGUUUUAGAUUUACAUUUAUCAUAUAUUCUAUAAUGAUACAUUUUAUGAAUAUUGUUGAUUCCUUAUUGUUUUUUGAAAACGUCUAUACGAUAAUAUAAAACAAAGCAAAAAACUAAAAAAAAAUACAUAAUAAAAAUAAACAAAAGAAAUGAAAUUAUGA